AUGAAGGAAACGGUGCUGUUGAACAAGCAGUGCAUGGAGUCAGACAACAAGCAGGAGCAAGGAGGCGCUCCACCUGGAAAGAUCAUUUUCGGUUGUGACCACCCCAUUUACGCGUGGUCUCUACCGCAUGCGGCAUGGUGCUACAACAGAUACCGAGUUGUGAAUGGUUUGACCGCCUAUGAGGCGUGCGCUGACAGACAGUAUUCAGGCAAGAUUGCCACCUAUGCAGAGAUGGUCUACGGUUUCCUGAAGACAGCGGCCAAGGCAGGCCCUCAAUGGCGCCAAGGAGUAUGGCUUGGCAAGACAAUGCAGGGAGAUGUGCAUGUGAUUGCAGUCCCCUCAGGAGAUGGAUGUGGCAUUUUUACCACUCGUUCGGUUCGGAGAAUGCCCCGACCUUGGAGUUUGGAUUUUGUGAGCAAUGUUGAGUCGAUGCCUUGGGACUUCGGAUAUGCAGCCCUAGGAUCCAAGCUGAUUUUGGCAAAGAGGAUUUUGCCACCACAGGCAGUGCCAGUCGAGCUCCCCAUUGAUUUUCCUUUUGCUUUGCAACAGCAGGCCCCAGCUACCCCGGACGAGGCAGCUGAGGACCCACCGGACACCCCGGUUGUUGCAGAUGAUGCUCCAACCACGCCAGGCUUGCCCGCGCGUAGUGGGAAUGACUUGCAGGCGGGGAUGAUGCCUCCUCCGCCAAGUGCAGCAGUGGCAGGUCCCGCUUCACCACGGGGACCAGGCCCACCUGUGCCAGCCAAUCCGGCAUCAGGCUCAGGCGGCCCACAGCCAGCCACACCAGCUUUGAGUGCUGACGAAGCCGCUCGUAGAGGCUUGACGGCAGAGCUGGAUGAGGGUGGCAGUCCAAGAAAGCAGAUUCGAAUUCAGGCAGUUCAAGAUGAACGCAAUUCCGUUUUCAUUGGCAGUGAUGAGUAUUUCCAUGAAGAUGAGUCCUUUCAGUUUUGUUUUGACCAGCAUGAAUCUGAAUAUCUUGAGGAUUACGAUGAUGAUCUUCGAGAUGGAUCAGAGGCCAACCAACAGGCAGAUCCAGAUUUGACAGCCGCGAAGGAACAGCUGAUUUUCCCAGACACAGGCCAUGGUGAGCCACAACUUGAUGCAGCCAGGCUGCAGGAGCUGGACGCGCUUGCAGACAGAAUUGAAAUUGAGAGGCUCAUCGGUCUUGGAGUCCUUUUGCCUCCAGAUGAUUUGUUGAGCGAUUCGCAGGAACCACCAAAGACGCUCAGCACUCGGUUUGUGCGAACGUGGCGAGAGAAGACGGUGGAAGGACGCAAGGUGCAUUUGCGACGUUCGAGGUAUGUCGCAAGAGAGUUUGCAUGGCAGGAGGAGCGGCAAGAUCUGUAUAGCCCUGCAAGCUCGAAUGUCACUAGCAGACUGUUUCCAACACUGUUCUUGAUGCUUCGCUCGCAAGGUUUUGUUCUUUCCGCCUUGGAUGUGGCGGACGCGUUCUUGACGGAGGCAGGUGACGAGAUCAGUUUUCUCAAGCGCAAGCAUUUGCUCACUGUUGAAGGCAACAUUUUGAUGACGCCGCACGUGAAGCACUUCGACAA
Effrenium voratum is the source of this 1553-nucleotide messenger RNA. NCBI's taxonomy places the organism in Eukaryota, Dinophyceae, Suessiales, Symbiodiniaceae. The record is from the annotation of a GenBank genome assembly.